Molecule: messenger RNA, 1812 nt
Organism: Thyridium curvatum
Lineage: Eukaryota; Fungi; Ascomycota; Sordariomycetes; Thyridiales; Thyridiaceae
Exons: 2
Coding region: 1-1812 (603 amino acids)
Source: RefSeq, a predicted model, not a curated record
AUGGCGAACUUCUCCAGAUUCAAAGUCUCAUGUCUCGCAAAUUCAACUACUAGGACUUUCGGGAGAGGUUCCAAGACCUUUGAAUAUCGUGGACAUCUGCUUACACGCACUUACGCGACAGCUACAAAGCUGAAGGAGCACGUUCACGACGAGACUUAUGAUGUAGUAGUGGUAGGAUCAGGCGCCGCCGGCCUCACGGCAGCCUUUGUGGCAGCCUUCGGUACAAAUCUCCGUGUUCUAGUUGCAGAAAAGACGAAGUAUUAUGGGGGCACGACGGCGUACUCGGGCGGCGGACUCUGGAUCCCUGGAAACCCCAAGAUGGCAGAGCUUGGGAUGUCCGACUCUCGCGACCGUAUAGAAACCUACAUCCGCCAAAUCUUGGGCGACGAUGCUUAUCAGGAGGAUUUGAUUUCCCCUUUCCUUGACUCAGGACCAAAGAUGGUCAAGUGGAUGGAAGAGAACUCCGCGGUUCGGUUCGUGGGUGUGCCAGCACCAGAUUAUCACAUGGACCGCGAAGGCUCGGCUUUUGGACGCACCAUGAUGACAGAGCCGUAUGACGGCCGGAGGCUUGGGUCGUCCUUGGUCAAGCAAGUUCGAUACCCGCUCCAAGGCAUGUGCGCCUUCGGGUCUAUGCAGACAGACUUGAGCAAGGUCGACACGUGGAAGAGACCGUUUGGGAGCUGGGAGAAUUUCACUUUCUGCUCCAAGAGUCUCGCGAGGUAUGCUCUCGACCAGCUACGAUUCGGAAAGGGCGCAGCUUUGUACAACGGCAAUGCUUUGAUCGGCCGGUUGCUGGAGUCGGUGAGACGUGAGGGAGUGGACUUGUGGAAUAACGCCGCUGCACUCGAACCAUUGGGAGCUAGCGGGCGUAUCGAGGGCCUCGUCAUCCGCAAGGACAACACCGACAUACGAGUCAGGGCGACCAAGGCCGUGGUGUUGGCCACUGGGGGCUUCGGCCGGUCAGUGGAGUGGAGUCGACGGUUACUGCCUAAUGCCGACUGGUCCGCGUCUCCUCGCGGCAACCAGGGAGAUGGUCUUCGCAUCGGCGCCACCGUGGGUGGGAAUCUCCCUCCGUCUAACGGGGACAACGCGCUGUGGUCGCCGAUUUCUCAGUACGUCCCUAGAAAGGGACCAGUUCGCGCUUUCCCGCAUCUCGCCCUGGAUCGCUCCAAACCAGGCUGCAUUAUCGUGGAUGGAGAUGGUCGUCGAUUCGCCAACGAAUCCGCGCCCUAUCAGCCAUUCGGGCACGCAACACACGCCGCGGGAGUUCGCAAGGAGUUUCUGAUCGGUGACAGGAAGUUUCUUCGGACAUAUGGUAUGGGAAUGGCUCUGCCUGCACCAUACCCUAUCGGCCACCUACUACGGAAGAAUUACAUUUUGCAAGCGCCAACUAUUCCAAAACUUGCCAAACGACUUGGUAUUGACCCGGCUCAGUUGUCGAGCACGGUCAACCGCUUCAACCAGUUUGCCCAACAAGGUAAAGACGAGGACUUCCAUCGUGGAGAAGCCAUAUAUGACCAAGGGUAUGGCGAUCCAAACGUCCAGCCUAACCCUUGUCUUGCGCCCUUAGCCAAACCACCCUUCUACGCAUUACCGUUGUACCCUGGGAACGUAUCGACUCUAUACGGCUUGGAAACGAACGGCAACGCUCAGGUUCUUGAUUCCACCGGGAAGGCAAUUCAGGGGCUGUACGCAGUUGGUGCCGAUCAAAACUCCAUAAUGAAAGGGUUCUAUCCCGGGGGCGGUUCUACGCUAGGACCUGGAAUGGUUUUUGGUUAUCGGGCUGGUCUGCAUUUGUCUGGUAGGCUUUGA